Messenger RNA from Neltuma alba, 648 nucleotides. RefSeq names its product LIM domain-containing protein WLIM2b-like. Lineage: Eukaryota; Viridiplantae; Streptophyta; Magnoliopsida; Fabales; Fabaceae. The transcript has 5 exons. Bases 1 to 648 code for a protein of 215 amino acids. The record is from RefSeq and is a predicted model, not a curated record.
AUGUCGUUCAUCGGAACCCAACAGAAAUGCAAGGCUUGUGAUAAAACUGCUCAUUUUGUGGAUUCUGUGUCAGCAGACGGAGUUAUUUAUCAUAAGACUUGCUUCAAAUGCAGUCAGUGUAACGGCGUCCUUGCGAUAAGCACGUACUCGUCGGUGGAUGGAGUGUUGUACUGUAAGCCUCAUUUUGAGCAGCUUUUCAAGAGCACUGGCGGACUCACCCGGAGAUCCCUAUCAACUGGAAAGAAUGAGCUGACGAGGGCACCAAGCAAAUUGUCGGCCAUGUUCUCUGGAACUCAAGACAAAUGCUCUUCUUGCAAGAAAACUGUCUACCCACUUGAAAAGGUGACAGUGGAAGGAGAAUUCUAUCACAAGUCAUGCUUCAGGUGUGCUCAAGGAGGCUGUUUUCUGAGCCCAUCAAACUAUGCAGCACUUGAUGGGUUUUUAUAUUGUAAGCAUCACUUUGCUCAGUUGUUCAAGGAGAAAGGAUGCUAUUCCCAUGUCUCUAAAUCUGCUUCCAUGAAGAAAAACAACGAAGCUCAGAAUAAGCCUGAAGCUACAUCAUCUGAUGAACAUGAUAAUUCUGACCCACCUCCUCCUCCUGCUGCUGCAAAUCAUGAUGAUGAUGAACAACAAGAAGUUCCUGAGUAG